Messenger RNA from Culicoides brevitarsis, 811 nucleotides. RefSeq names its product trypsin-3-like. Gene Ontology annotation, biological process: proteolysis. The transcript is spliced from 2 exons. Gene Ontology annotation, molecular function: serine-type endopeptidase activity. Lineage: Eukaryota; Metazoa; Arthropoda; Insecta; Diptera; Ceratopogonidae. The record is from RefSeq and is a predicted model, not a curated record. Bases 23 to 757 code for a protein of 244 amino acids.
UUCAUCAGUUCAACUUUUAACAAUGUUCCGUUCAAUCAUCUUUACUUGCUUAUUAGUAGCUGUUUCUGCUUAUUGGCAACCGAAAGGAAACCGCAUUGUUGGUGGCAGCGAGAUUUCUAUCGAUAAACGUCCUUUCCAAGUUUCUUUGCAAUACUAUGGAAGUCACUAUUGCGGCGGUUCAAUUCUGAACAAAUACACAAUUUUAACUGCUGCUCAUUGUACCCAAAAUGCUGCCAAAAAUUAUAAAAUUCGUGCUGGUUCUACGAUAAAAAGCGAAGGAGGUCAAUUGAUCCAAGUUUCAGAAAUUGUCAAUCAUCCCAAAUAUGGAAAGAAAGGUCAUGACUCUGACGUUGCCAUCUUGAAACUCGCAGUACCAUUGACAUUCAACGAUGAUGUUCAACCUAUUAAAUUGGCGCCAAAAGGAUACACGAUCGAUGAUGGAGAAACUGUUGUUGUUAGCGGAUGGGGAGAUUUGUCAGAUGGCGGAUCAUCUCCAACCAAUCUUUAUCAAGUCGGUGUUCCAGCUGUUAACCAAACUGUAUGUGCAAAUGCUUAUAAAAAAGGUAUCUCUGACAAUAUGCUUUGUGCUGGGGUUGGAGGUAAAGAUUCUUGUCAAGGAGAUUCAGGAGGUCCAUUGACUCAUGGCGAUUUGCAUGUUGGUACUGUUUCAUGGGGACGUGGAUGUGCAUUGGCUGGAUAUCCAGGCGUUUAUGCUCGUACCUCUGAAUUGCGUGAAUUCAUCGAUCAAUAUGUUUAAGCAAAUAUAUAUUUAAAUUAAGUCGAAGACUCAAUAAAUCUCGUUUAACAUAUA